CGGCGCGGCUGCGCUGCCGUGUGUUGCCGGUAGAUCCCAAGGUGCUGCCCGACCCGACCCGACCAGUGGAAGAGUCGCACGGGCUGGUGAGGAUGUGGCUGGUGGUCGUGGCUUUUGUCUUUCUCGUGGUGCCGUCCGAGGCGCUGAAAGAGGGUGAAUGUGAAGUGUGUGUGACAUUCUUGGAUCGCUUUUACAAAUCACUAGUUGAGCAAAAUGAAAAGCUCAUUCCUGAUGUGAUAGAGGAACAUCUUAUCAAGGCGUGCAAAGAUGUCAAGGGCAAAGAAAACAGAUUUUGCUAUUACCUUGGAGCAACAAUUGAUGCGGCCACCAGAAUGGUUAGAGAAGUUUCCAAACCAAUGAGCAAUCACGUGCCAAUCAACAAAAUAUGUGAAAAACUGAAAAAGCUAGACCCUCAAAUUUGUGAUCUGAAAUAUGACAAGCAGGUAGAUCUGAGCACUGUGGAUUUGAAGAAACUACGGGUCAAGGAACUGAAGAAAAUCCUGGACGAGUGGGGCGAGUCUUGUAAAGGCUGUGCAGAAAAAUCGGACUUCAUCCAGAAGAUCACUGACCUGAUGCCGAAGUAUGCUCCUCAUGCUGCCAAAUCACGGAGCGAACUCUAGUGAAGUCAUCGCCACCAUCUCAUAAUUGUAUAUUUUCAUUGGUUUUUCACUUUUUUGUAUUUAUUAAUAAAAAAGGAACUUUAAUGCCA
Messenger RNA from Leucoraja erinaceus (little skate), 709 nucleotides. RefSeq names its product mesencephalic astrocyte-derived neurotrophic factor (gene manf). Bases 93 to 620 code for a protein of 175 amino acids. Gene Ontology annotation, biological process: dopaminergic neuron differentiation; neuron projection development. The record is from RefSeq and is a predicted model, not a curated record. NCBI's taxonomy places the organism in Eukaryota, Metazoa, Chordata, Chondrichthyes, Rajiformes, Rajidae. The transcript has 4 exons. Gene Ontology annotation, cellular component: endoplasmic reticulum.